Molecule: messenger RNA, 8631 nt
Organism: Sceloporus undulatus (fence lizard)
Lineage: Eukaryota; Metazoa; Chordata; Lepidosauria; Squamata; Phrynosomatidae
Gene: SLC22A23
Product: solute carrier family 22 member 23
Exons: 11
Coding region: 465-2672 (735 amino acids)
Biological process (GO): transmembrane transport
Cellular component (GO): membrane
Molecular function (GO): transmembrane transporter activity
Source: RefSeq, a predicted model, not a curated record
UUCGGGGAGCGGAGGCGGGCCAGAGGAGGCGGAGGCGGAGGCUGGCCUUGCAGGUUGAGGGCCAAGCGGAGGCAGCGGGAAGCGCAGGAGCUCCAAGGCGAACUCCAGGGAGAAGGCUGCCUUUCCCUCCCCAGCGCCCAGGGAAGGAGGCAGGCCAGGAGCAGAGCCCCAUGUGGAGGAAGAGGCGGCGGCGGAGGAGGAAGGAGCCUUUCUGGGGGGUCUCCCCGCUGGCCAAGGGGAGGCUGCUGGGGGCCUUGGCUGAGGCAGGGGCGCCAGGGGAGGAGGCCGAGGGGGAGCCGUAGGGAAGGCAGGCAGGCAGGCAGGCAGGCAGGCAGGCGCCCCUUCCCUCCCUCCGUGUCUGUGUCUCUCUGCCCGACUGGGGCUGCUGCUGCUGGCCAUGUGAGCCCUCCGCCUUCCUUUGCUCCCGCCUUGGCUCCAGCUCCCCCGGCCGGGCGCCCGCUUUGAUGGCCAUGGACCGGCGUCGAGACGAAGGGGGCGGCCAGGAGGAGGAGGAGGAGGAGGGCCGUCCCCUGCCGGAGGAGAACGGGGCUCUGCCCCCCGGAGAGGCAGACCCCGAGGCCCCCCGCCAGCCCCCCGGACCCUCCGCCGCCACCGCCGCCGAGGCCUCGGAGAUCCAGCGCCUGCCGGCCCCGGGCCCCUCCUCGGGCCCCUCCUCCUCCUCGGGCUGCAGCCCUCUGCUGCUGGACUACGACGGCUCGGUGCUGCCGCUGCUGGGGGGCCUGGGCGGAGGGCACCAGAGGACCCUCAUCCUGCUCACCUGGAUCCCGGCCCUCUUCAUCGGCUUCAGCCAGUUCUCCGACAGCUUCCUCCUGGGGCAGCCCCUCUCCUGGUGCAGCAGCGCCGGCGGCUCCGAGCAGCAGCAGCACCAGCAGCAGCACCACUCCCAGGGCCCUGGCAACUGGACCGGCAGCCCAUGGCCCGGACCCCGCGGGGCACUGGCCCCCAGCCAUCCGCCGCCGCCGCCUCCCGUGCCCCGCAACCAGAGCAGCUACAGCCGCGGGAUGCAGGCCGCCCCCGAGCUCCCGACCCCCGAGAGCAGGAACCAGAGCGCCUACUGCGAGUGCAGCCACAGGUUCCACCGCAUCACCUCCGGCCUCCGGGAGAACGUCGUCAGCAAGUGGGAUCUUGUCUGCGAUUCUGCUUGGAAAGUCCACAUUGCAAAGUUCUCUCUGCUUGUAGGAUUAAUCUUUGGCUACCUAAUAACAGGAUGUAUAGCUGACUGGGUUGGUCGUCGGCCAGUGCUACUCUUCUCUGUGUUAUUCAUUUUGAUAUUUGGACUGACGGUGGCCCUCUCAGUAAACGUGACAAUGUUCAGCACACUCAGGUUUUUUGAAGGGUUUUGCCUGGCUGGGAUAAUCCUUUCACUGUAUGCACUGAGGAUAGAGCUCUGCCCUCCCAGUCACCGUUUCAUGAUCACGAUGGUGGCAAGCUUUGUGGCAAUGGCAGGCCAGUUCCUCAUGCCAGGUUUGGCUGCCCUCUGCAGGGACUGGCAAAUUCUCCAGGCUGUCAUCAUCUGCCCUUUCCUGUUGAUGUUACUGUACUGGUUUUUUUUCCCAGAAUCCCUUCGGUGGCUGAUAGCCACACAGCAGUUUGAAGCUGCAAAGAAGCUCAUCCUUCACUUAACACGCAAGAACAGGACGAGCACAGAAUGUGAUAUCAAAGGAGUGAUGCCUGGCCGCAGGUGGUCCCCCACAGCUCUGCCACGAAGUGAGGAAAAUGACAACCCUUCCCAGAGAUCUCGUGGCUUUGCUACCAGGGAGUUCCUGAUGGGGGAAGUGGGAAGCAGCCAGACUGGAGAGCUAGAGAAAGAACUUACCCGGAGGCCAAAGAAGGUCUGCAUUGUUAAAGUAGUGGGAACCAGGAAUCUCUGGAAAAACAUAGUUGUGCUCUGUGUAAAUUCACUCACUGGAUUUGGGAUACACCACUGCUUUGCAAAGAGUAUGAUGGGCCAUGAAGAUAAGAUGUCUCUCACCAACAAUUUCUAUGCGGACUACUAUACCAUGGCAGGGAUUACUCUGGCCUCUUGCCUGGCCAUGUGCCCAGUGGUUGGAUUCCUUGGGCGAAGAGGCGGACUUCUGCUUUUCAUGAUUCUCACUGCUCUGGCUUCCCUUUUGCAACUAGGCCUACUCAACUUGAUAGGAAAAUACAGUCAACUUCCAGACUCAGGUAUGAGUGAGACUGUAAAGGAGAAGUUCUCCACUGCAUUUUCCAUUGUGGGUAUGUUUUCAUCACAUGCAGUUGGAAGUCUCAGCGUUUUCUUCUGUGCAGAAAUCACACCAACAGUGAUAAGGGGCGGCGGGCUUGGCCUUGUCCAGGCCAGUGCAGGCUUUGGUAUGUUGACUGCGCCCAUCAUGGAGCUCCACAACCAGAAAGGCUACUUCCUCCACCAUGUGAUCUUUGCCUGUUGCACCCUCAUUUGCAUCAUCUGCAUCCUCCUCUUGCCGGAGAGCAAAAACCAGAACCUGCCAGAGAACAUUCCAGAUGGUGAACAUUACACCCGGCAGCCCCUCCUGCCACACAAGAAGGGGGAGCAGCCCCUGCUGCUGACAAACUCCGAACUCAAGGAUUACUCCGGCCUCCAUGAUUCAGCAGCUGCUGUGAAUGACAGUGUGGCCGAGAGUGUCACCGCCAAUGGGAUGAAGGCGAUGUAGUUGGUUGGAGGAGGAGCACUUUGCCGUGGGCGGGCUUUCCGCAGAACGUUUACAAACCAGUGAAAGAAGGGAUGGAUACACAGGGGAAUCAGACUCUGCUGCUAAAUCCACUUCUUGUAGGAAUCUUUGGUUGGAGUACAAAAUGCUUUGGAAACAGGUGUUUGGAGGGCAUGGGGAAGGCAUCCUCAAAGCAAGCAGACUGGAGAGAAAGGCCCAUCAGAACAUUUCUUUCCUCCUUCCAUUCAAUAUUUCUAUUUAUUUUUAUGAUUUUGUUUUUGUUUCCAUGAAGCACUUUACUGCCUUUUUUCCUCUUGUUGACCAUAAACAUGAAGCCAUGUUGUUCUCCAGAAGAGUAGCCAUUCCAAGAAACAAGUUGUGGGGUUCGUUCUGUUUGUUUUUCUGUUUUGCUUGGGUUUUUUUUUAAUCAUCUCUUGUGUUUUUUGUUGGCAGAAUGAGGUAUCUCUUGCUGCGACAAUGUAUUCAUUGACUACUGGUGUUUUCAGUUCAACAGAUUUUCUCAGUCUCUCCAGAAUUACCCAGUUCUCCAUCUCUCCCAUGCUCAUCCUAACCUGGUUUACCUAGUGUGCAUACAAAAAUCUCAACUUAAAAUUUCAAAAUUAAAAUUCUAGAAUGCAGAAGUAGAGUUUAGCUAGCGAGCCCUGGUAUAUUUUUUAAAAGCCGUUUUCCAAAUUUUAGAGGUAGCGGAGUCCACUUGCAAGUCAAAGCUGAAAACAAACUUUUGCACAAGCAAAGCCUUCCCCGUCCACCCCAAAGCAAAUCAGGCAUAUGGACUGAAAUGGGAAAUGUGUCUCUCCAUAGAGAAGUCUUGCACGUGUUCAUCCACAAUGAUAAGCAAUGUCUGGGAGGAAAAGUGCAUUGCUAAGUGGUAAACUCAGUGCUUUACUAAGAGUGGUUUUUAACCUAACAAGAAGUGUUAGAAUGAUUAGGUAUUUUAGAAGAGUAUCUCCAAGUUGGGAGGAAAAAAUGAUAGCCAGAAGGGUCAAGGACUCUACAAUGCUUGUUUCAGAAGCAUCAAGGCUGGAUUUCUGGCUAUCCCAACAUGGGUUCAGUUAUGUGACCCUUACAGUCCCUAAGACUGUUCAGUUUUUAAUGGAUGAAUAGAAGUGAUAACACUGUAAAUGAACUGACACAAUAAAUUAAAAUUUCAGAUUGGGGGAAUAGAAGUGGAGGGGAAUAAACCAUUGGAAGGGAUCUUUGGAUGGCCAGAGUAGUCUUUGUAUGGAAACUAGUAAUUUCUCCCGUUUUUCAAGGAUAGCAUUGCCGUAUUGUCAGCUGGCUGCCAUCUUCAAUAUGAAAACCUAUAGGAAAUUGCCAUUAAGUGCACCAAAAUAAAAUCCUAAGUGCUCUUGCAGGAUUUCUCACCCCACUCACCCACCAGUAGAUUGAAUCAGCUGGUCCCAUGGGAUCACUUGACUGAAAAUAGACACUUGAUAUCCUGACUCCUAAAGGAGGUAGCAUGUGCUGAAAUUCAGCAGGGCUUGCCUCUGCAUAAAAUUGGGUUAGGAACAGUGGGUUGGGGAAGCAAAAUAACUCCUCUUCCCUCAAGAGCUGGCAAUAGGUUUUGCCAGCCAUUUGCCCUUCUGCAAAGGCUGGUUCUUUAAAUGUUGGCUCUGGGAGGACAGCCAUUUAGUGCCAGGUUCAUGCGAGCAGGUUCUGCAUUACUUGUGACAACUUGGAGUCAAUUGUUCUCCCUCCCUCCCCUUCUACUCAGACCAUCCAUUUGUGAUUGACUGCCCAGUAGUACAGCCAUUUUAAAAGUGUGCACCAGCCCUUUGUGCAGUGAUGUCUUGAACCAUUCAUUUGACAGUCACUUUGUUUGAGAUGCAUCCUGCAUUUGCGGGCAAAGGGCAGGGCUCACUGUUAAGUCACCCUCCCUGCCAUGUCCCUUCUUUGCUCUAAAUAUUGUCUGUUAACUUGACUUUAUCUGUGUUUCUCUUCCCGUCUUCUGUCAGACUGCUCUUUGCAUUCCCAUGACCUGCACCGAGCUCAAUACCCCACUGCUUGUCACUCAGCAAAGUAGCCCAGUAGCCUCUGGCGCUGGCUGGCUAAAUCUGCUAGAGGGGCAACAUGGGCCUGGGGAAGAGGCACAAAUUUAUGUAUGUGAGAAGCAAAAUAAUGUUGUCUUAAAGCUGCUAAUUUUCAUACUGAGGAAGAAACACUCUGGGAAAUCUUUCUCAAGCCCAGUGAAGAAAAGAACAAAAUGAAACACUGGAUUUGUUCAAUGGUGAAUUCUUGUGUUUUUUCUCUCCUCAAAGUGCCACUGCUGUGAGGCUUGUGGGGAAAAAAGUGUGAGCCUAAUCCUUUUUAUGCUCUCUAGUAAACUGUCUGGCUCUGCCCACCAAAUGGCCAUGUUUCUCCUGUUCUUUUUAAUGUCUAGACAAUUACAACCUUACGUUUUAAUGGGGGGUGGGGGAGAGACAAAACAAGGCCUUUUGAAUUGUGCAAUAUUCAUGUGCCAAAUUUGUGUGAUGCCUUUUGCCUUUUAUAUAAUGCUUUUAUUACAAGCUAUGUAUCAGGAACAGUGGAUUUGUUGUAAGAUCUCUGAAGGACAAAUUGGAUGUGUUUUUCAGCGGAGCAGGGCCUGGAGAAGCAUUAGAGAGAAGAGAGAAUUGAUUGUCAACUUGCAGAGCUGACACACAGCACUUUUGCAAUCCAUGUGGUACAGAACAGCUUUUUAAUUCCCACCUCUGUGCAUAUAUCUGUAGACUAGAAUACUAGUCAUGCUAACCACUCACCAGCCUAUGGAGUUUUUUUCAUUUUAGCAAUUUUGAAUUCCCUGUUGUGCUCAUUUAUGUCACCUGCUGUGCUUUCUACUUUCCUGUUCCAAUGUGAAGCUCCUUUAACUUUACAAACCAGCAGAGUAAGAGAGAAAGGUGUCAGCAUGUGUAAAGAAAAAUGUGAGGUGACAGGAGCUCUUGGUAAUUCUCAUAUGUACUUAACCUUUUGAUUUUAUUUUGGUCUUAAAACUGACAUUUGGAGUUAGUACUUUACAAUUCAUCCCAAACUUUAAUGGUCUGCUGGGUUUCAGGUAACUUGAGUUAAUUUUCCAUAGUGCUUCAACUCAGAGGGUUUUUUGGUGUGUUUCUUUUUAAGUACUGGCCUAGUAAUUUGUAUUAAAUAACUGAUUCAGGACACCCUUGGUGAAGAGAUGAGACAAAAAUUUAAAUGCUCAGCUUGGGAAAAGAACACACCACAGUAUGCUUGAGUGCUGCCCUAGAUAACUUGAACAUCAUCCUUGGGUGCCUCCAGACAGACAACUCCUAGAAGAACUGGUCAAAUGGCACUGUGCAACUGUUCGGUCUUUCCUUCCUUAGUAGGUCUUUUUUUUUUUAACUCUGGCUGCUGUGUUGCAAAUUGUUGCAGGCCUGCUGAAGUGUCUCAGUGAUUACUUCUCUACUUGAACAGAUAUUGGCUAAAAUCCUCUUAUCACAGUGUACAUUACAUAACUUUACAUAUACAAGUGGGGAUCGGGUUCCAGCACUUCUUGUGGAUACCAAAAUCCAUGGAUGAGUCCCAAUCCUAUAUAUACAAUGGCAUAGUAAAAUGGUAUCCCUUAUAUAAAAUAGGAAAAUCAAGGUUUGCUAUUUGGAACUUCUUUAUUUUCAAUAUUUUCAAUAUUUUCAAGCCAUGGAUGGUUGAUUCCAUGGAUGCAGAAUCCAUGGAUAUGGAGGGCCUACUCUACUUAGCUAAAUAACAGAGGUACUAAAAAAAAAACACAUAUUAGUGAAUUGCAAAGCUGUGUAAUGGGAAAGUGGCAAGUGUCCCAAUGUGCACAGGCAUUCUCAAGUCAUUGUCCCUAUGAGCAAUUGGAUCAAUGCAUAUCAGUCCUGUUGUGCAUCAAUGACUUUGUGGGCUCCCCUGUGUAGUAACGUAAUAGCAGCCAUUUAUUGGAAACGGGCAUUAUGAGACUGCCUAAUUGCAAUUCCACAUUCAAAGACAAAAGUCCCCAGCAGGAGUCAGGCCAUAAUUUUUAAAUAGGUCUGUGAAAUAACUGAGCUCUUCAUUUAGGUAUUUUUGAUGUUAACUCAGAUCGGUCACUCCAGCAUUUAGUUUCUGGGCCUUUCAUGGUUCAGCCAUUGUAAAUUGCAGUCUGGUAGCCCUUAAUUAGACCAUGGGUGAGCUAAUGUGGCCAAAUGGCUUUGGGCGGCAACCCUCAUAAGCCCUGGACAGAACAGUCAAUUAUAAAGAAUGGAGGAUUUACAGUACAACUACAACUGGAGGGCCACAAGCUGGCCACCCUGGGUUUAGACCUUUCGCCUUUUCCAUAGGUGUAAGGGGUAGUGGGCUCUGUACAUCACAGGACUACACACAUGUCCAGUAGGCUGCAAAUUCUAUUAGCCCUUUGUCAGGAGGACAAGUGGACUUUUUUACAUUCCACUCUGUAGAAUGUAAAUGAGACUCUGCAACAGCAUAAAAGCAAAAGUGAAAAGUGUGAUUCACUUUUCCCAGUGAAUGGAAAUCUGCAGCUAUGAUAAAGUGAUGGUGUUCAUCCAGCUGCUAUCUUGGAUGAACAAGUUUUGCAGUGAUUUCAUUGCACUUCAAAGGUCCUGAAAAAUUCUGUUUGAGCAGAAGCCCAAAAGAAAUGAGCAUCUACUAUCAUGACACUUUUGGCACUACUGUUUUUUCAACAGCAGCAGCACUUUGGCUGGCUUCAGCCUAGAUUCCCUAAACUAGGAAUAGGGUACCUUUGGCAUUCAGCAUGUUUUGACUACACCGCCCAGAAUUCCUUACAUUGACCAUGCUGUGACCAGGACAUCUAGGAGUGAAUGUCCCAAGGCUCCCUAAGCCUGCUCGAACCUCAAUUCUCACUUUUGUUGAGGAACUACACAUACUGUACAUGCUAUGGCACAUAGCACUUGGUAGAGAUUGUUAAAUAAAAAGCCCAGGGUGUUUGUUCAAGACGCAAGGCAGCCUGUCAUUCCAAGAGUGGGAAAUACAUACCCCCUCAAGAGGAACAUGCCCUUAACUGCAUCCCAAGAUGGAAAACACUGGUCAAGGUACUAUCAAUUCAGGUCAAGGGUUUGGGAACAUGUGGCCCUCCCAGUGUGGACAGCAACUCUCAAUGGGUUUUAGCAGUACUGAUAAUGAUGAAAGAUAAUGGGUGCUGAAAUACAACAACAGCUGGAGCACUGAAAUGCUCCACACCCCUGACUUAGCUCUUGUUUCCUCUUCCUGAGCCAAGCUCAGCAAGUCCAUAUGGCUUUUUAACUACUACUGUUAUUAAUAAGCACUGAAAUGAUUUGCUCAGAACCUUUUAACACAGUGAAAAUUAAUAUCUGGAAUAAACUCUGAAAGAAAUUACAUUUUUGUAUAAAUUAUGUUACAUGGAAUAGAUAACUACUUUAGAUAACUACUAUGUGGGAAUGCAUUUAUAGUUGGGUGUGUUGAAUUGUUGGUUCCAUUUGUUUUGUUAUUUAAUUGGAAAUAUUUCCUUUUUGUUGCCAGUUUCUAAAAGCCAAACAAGGGGAGAAAAAAUAAUAAUUCAUCAAAUGCAGAAGUGCCAUUAAAACAAAAGAACUUUGAAUGUCAUAUGAAAUUACAUCUGUAGCUGGGACAGAAAGACAACAGUAAAGUGUGGCAGAUCUUUCACACUUGAUUUUUUUAAAAGAAAAAUUAACAGAACCUCAUUUUUCAAUGUGUUGUGUGCAAAUGUUUUGGGAACAGAGUAGCGUGCAAUGUCUGUAGUGGGUGAGAUUCCCCCCUUCCCUCCCCCUCCCCCAGUUUCUGAUGAAGUUUUAUUGACUAAUUGUUGUUACUGUAUGGGUUUUUUGAUCAUGAGUAGUUUGGUGCUUCUUCAUAGCACAAGCUUAAAAAAAAUCAACUACUGAAGAACAGUCUUAAAAGCUAAGUGUCUGCAUGAUGUUACACCCGGUGUACCUACUGAAACAACUUUGUAUGUAAAUGUACAGGAAUAAAAACAGACAUUGCCCGGUUAGCA